AUGGAAACCUCAGAUUUUGAGGUCCGUAUACCUGUACAUCCGGGCGACAAAGAAGACUACAAUGAUAUCAACAUGCUAGACACGUCUUCUAGCGAUGCUGGCUUCUCAAGUGAUGAGGAAACCCCAAGCAACGGUCAAAUCUCACAAGAAGCAAAACCAAGCGUGACUAUUGUCAACGAAGAGCUGGAGGAGCUGGAGGGAAAGUCGAAGGAGGGCUUCCAUAUCCUCACGAAGCUGGAGACCAUAUUGAAGAAACAUCCAUCUUCCACUGGAGCCACUGAAGCCCUACGUAAACAAAUCUUGGAGACUAUGGAUCAAGGCAAGAGCCAUCCCACAAUCACAAUAGGCGUUGUUGGUGCCACUGGUGCUGGAAAAUCUUCUUUAAUAAAUGCACUGUUAGGAGAGAAACGUUUAGUUCCUACCAGUGGAAUGAGGGCGUGCACUGCAGCGAUCACAGAAAUCUCAUAUUGUCACGGGCCAUGGAACUAUGAGGCUGAGAUUCAGUUUGUAUCUCGGUCAGCGUGGGAGGAGGAAAUGCGCCUUCUCUUCGAAGACAUGCAGGAUGGUCUUGAUGAACUUCCUUCCACUUAUGACUCUGAAUUUGGCAUAGCAUGUGCCAAAUUCAGAGCUGUAUACCAGCUUGACCCCAGGAAUACCCAAAUUGAAAAAAUCAUGGAAGUCCCUAACGUUGCUACAGUACUUGGUUCUACUAAGUACGUGUCUGGAAACAAUGCAACCGACUUCUACAAUGAGCUUAAAAAAUAUGUGGAUAGUGAACCACGUCGUCUAGUUUCAGACCAGGAUAUCAUAGAUACCAAUGAUACGAUAUCACAGAAUAAGUCCAUGCAAUUGUGGCCACUUGUUGAGCUGGUGCGCCUACAUGUCAAAGCACCCGUUUUAUCCACUGGGGUGGUACUUGUGGACCUCCCGGGGUUGCUGGACGUCAACACGGCCAGGGGAACUUUGGCUCAAAAAUACAUAAAAAAUUGCUCUAGCCUGUGGGUAGUCGCGCCUAUCACUCGAGCUGUCGAUGAUCAUUCGGCGAGGACACUUCUAGGGGACGGUUUCAAGCGGCAGCUGCAGCUCGAUGGCGGGAUGGGCCAACUGGCUUUUAUCUGCAGCAAGACCGAUGAUAUCAACUUGUCGGAGGCAGCAGAUGACCCCGGACUCAAACAUGCGAGAGAAGCGUUGGAUAAUUUUUGUGAAGAAAAAAAGCAGCAGGCCAAAGCCAUGGGCUUGAAAAUACAGAGCCUUAAACAAAAGGACAAGCGCAUAAGGUUGAAGUUAGAGAACCUGAUCGACUUUGCGAUACAGGACGAUACCAAAGUCGCCCCCGAGAUCAACCCUAUACAGAGCCCUUCUAACCAUGGUGCCAUGAACAUAUCUCCAUCGCCAUCACCCAGCCCCCGAAAGCGCGAGUUCAUGGUUUCCAAAAAGAGUUUAACAGAAAAACAAGCCACAGUUAAGGCCCAACUCCAGUCUCUCGAAACUGAGGUUUUAUCUGUUAGAAAGGAGAUAAAACUUAAGCAACGCGAAUUCGAGCGUUGCUGCAUAGAAAAAAGAAACAAAUACUCUGAAACACGAAUAAGAGAGGAUUUCGUGGCUGGACUUCUUCAUCCCAGAAACACCAGCCAAGAUGAAGAAGGCACCAUGGCCAAGGAAAAAUUAGAUGUUUUUUGCGUGUCAUCUAAGGCAUUUCAGAUAUUGGAAGGUAGGUUAAAGGAGCACAAAGUAAUGAAGGGGUUCAUAGUCCCCGAGGAUACUGGGAUACCCCAGCUCCAAAGAUACUGUUUGAACCUGGGCGUUACGGCCCGUAUGGCAAAGCAUGCCAGCUUCUUGAACAACCUUGGCCAAUUAGUCAAUAGUUUACAGCUUCAGGCAUCAGGGCAAGAUAAACUGUCACUCCGGUCAAAACAAGAUGACCAGGAAUUACUUCAGGCUGAGUUCAACAACCUCAAGGAGGUUUUAAACACCACGAUCCUCAACCUGUCAAACGCUUUGUUGGAAAUAAGGCAGCAUCUAUAUGCUAGUCUUGGUAUGUCCCAUUUCCAAACUGCAUCGAGAAGUUUGAAGUUAAUAUGUGUAGAUAAUGCCGCCAUUGCAGCUAAGAAUGCGGCUGAAAGGACGCUAUCUCGGUGGAACCGAGUCAAGAAGCAUGGAGGAAUUUCAUACCCCACUUACAAAGCCAUCUGCCGGAGAUUUGGCGAAUUUCGUGAUGGAAAGGGGAAUCACUACGGAGCUAACAUUUCCACCACAGAACUGGAAUAA
Molecule: messenger RNA, 2268 nt
Organism: Trichophyton verrucosum HKI 0517
Lineage: Eukaryota; Fungi; Ascomycota; Eurotiomycetes; Onygenales; Arthrodermataceae
Exons: 3
Coding region: 1-2268 (755 amino acids)
Source: RefSeq, a predicted model, not a curated record